AUGGACAGUCUCUGGUCUCUCUUUAAAUCCCCACCUCUUCCUUCUUCUUCUUCUCUUUCUCCUCCUCCUCUUUAUCACCCAACAAGCACGGACUCGAGGCUGCCGCUCGACACAAACAAUCAUGUCUCUUGUCUCGCCACCAACAGUGACACGCUCUACGUAGGCACGCACGCUUCUGUCCUGGAAUACAAUACCCUCUCACACUCGACGCUGCGCUCCUUUGUGACAACCGGUGCAAAUGUCUCUAGUCUGGCUUCCAGUGCUCGCAGGCUAUUUUCAGGCUACGAGGACGGCUCUAUCCGUGUUUGGUCCUUGUCCUCGGGUGCUUGUGCAAGGAGUGUCAUUGGUCACAAAGGGCCUGUCUUGGCAUUGUGCUUUACGCCUGAAGGGAAAUUGUACUCUGGAGGUCAAGAUGGUGGUGUCAGUGAGUGGGAUGCCAGAAGUUGUCGGAGGAGAUGGAUGCUCAGAGGGCACUCGGGGAGUGUGACGGCAUUGUGUGCUGACGGAAAGAGAUUGUAUUCAAGCGGUGCAGAUCGAACGGUUCGAGUAUGGGACAUGUCUACUGGCCGCUGCAUUGUCGCGUACCAAGAGCAUCAGUCCCAAGUCCUCACGCUCUGUCUCGGCCGCGACCUCCUCUACAGCGCCGCCUACGACGGCACCAUCCACGUCCUCGACAUUGGCACCGGCCAAACCCUCCGCACCCUCAAGGGCCACACCUCGCCCGUCCACUCUCUCGUCUUAUCAAAGGGCAAAUUGUACAGCGCGGGAGAUGCAAGUGUGUUGGAGUGGGAUGUCAAAGCAGGGCGUGUGACGAGGGCUUUUGAGGUUGAGCAAAAAGUCGUGGCGCUUGUGGCUGGGCGGGGGAGAUUGGUGACGGCUUGUGUCGAUGGGGAGGUUAAGGUUUGGGAUGUGGAUGAUUUGGGUGAGUACCGACCGGGUUAG
Spizellomyces punctatus DAOM BR117 is the source of this 942-nucleotide messenger RNA. RefSeq lists its product as uncharacterized. Bases 1 to 942 code for a protein of 313 amino acids. Gene Ontology annotation, molecular function: protein binding. Lineage: Eukaryota; Fungi; Chytridiomycota; Chytridiomycetes; Spizellomycetales; Spizellomycetaceae. The transcript is spliced from 2 exons. The record is from RefSeq and is a predicted model, not a curated record.